CGAAAUGGAGCUCAAAACACCGAAGGCGAAGAAAAAAUCCAACUUAGCUAAACUCAUAUCUUGGGGCAGAAUGUUUCGGACCCCUUUGCUCAUUCUGUUCUUGCUCGGCACGACCAACUGUCACGACGACAGCGACAUUGACGUGUCCGAGCCGAGCCAUCUUAGGCACAAGCACAACCACAUACAGCCUAACGUGAACGAGACAGUAAAGAAUAAACUAAGUGAUAUAAAAUAUUUGAGGCGGCAUUUAAAUAAAGAAAUUGUUAAUUUCGUGAUGACUGAUUACUUAGUGGACGGUGAAAUCGAGAAUCGGGUUCAUUAUAACGGCAUUACCGCAAAAGAGACUUAUGUUGGAAGUGACGGUCGCGGCCUAAAACUGCGUCAGCUGACCGACGGCCGCCAUUUUGUUCAAGUGAUUUACUCGCAAAAUGGCGUCGUGCAAGACUGCGAAUACGUGACACGACCGAAAUCGGCAAGGGACUUCUUGAAAACGCUCAGGAGAGAAUUGAAAACGGCAUUGGACGAGGAAAGAUUCAGAAUACAGCAUGAGGACACAGAUUAUUCGGACGACGAGAAGUUUUUACGUCAUUAUAGGAAUGUUAGUUUUAGUUUGUUGAUGAAAAACGAAGCCUUGCCUCGAGAGGUUGCUAAUUGGCUUGACUACGACCAACUCAAGCUUCAGUGCUUGAGGAGACAUGAAGAAUUAAGGAACAUUCUAGAAAAUCAGAGUCAGAUCCCCGACAACUCCAUAAGGUCGCGGAGGUCGAUCAGAGAGAAUUUCAUACUGCCAGGGACUAAAUGGUGCGGGGCCGGUCAGCUGGCCUCCGACUACGAGGAGCUGGGAGACGAGACUGCCGUCGACCGCUGUUGUCGGAAACACGACAACUGCCAAACGAACAUCGGCAAUUUCCGGCGCCGCUUCGGGUACUUCAACUACAGACCGUAUACGAUAUCGCACUGUCGCUGCGAUAGGAGACCAAAGCGAGAAGUUUUGGAACUUCUUCGAGUACCGGGGACGAAAUGGUGCGGGAAAGGAUUUUCGGCAACGAAGUACUCCCAGCUGGGCCGGUACACGCGCACGGACCGCUGCUGCAGGGUCCACGACCUCAAGUGCCCCUUCUGGAUUGGCGGGAUGGAGAGAAAAUACGGAGUCUACAAUUGGCGCGUCAAUACGCUGAUGCAUUGCAGAUGCGACGAAAGAUUCCGGGCCUGCCUUAAGCUCGCCGACACUCCGGUCUCCAACAUGGUCGGGAAGCUGUUCUUCAACGUCGUCCAAACGAAGUGCUUCAGAUUGAAGCCGGUCAAAGUGUGCAUGCAGAGGUCUUGGUGGGGCAAGUGCUUGAGGCGAGGCUACAUGAAACAGGCGUUCUUGAGGGACAACCUGCGAUACUAGGCUGCACGGGCGUGACGCCUUCGCACUUUUGACAGCUGUCAAAACUGACACGUGCCAAGUACUUCUUGAAGAGUCUUCACUAGCGUAUAGUUGAUAGCGUAGAAUAUACAGGCUGUUUAGUCAUGCUAUUUAUGUUGUACGAUAUUAAAUCGAUAAGUAAUAUAUAAAUAACAAAUUAACAGUAAUUAAUUAUUGAGUUACUGGUUCGGUGUGAAACGUGCAUUCCCUAAAUGUUGAGUGGGGGUUUCGUUUUUUUGUUUUUCUCAGUCAAAUGCUCUCUGGACCGGCUUGAGCGCGCAAGCAGCGUACCGAGAAUGCCGCAAUACAGUAAAAGCUGUUUAUUGGCGCGGUAUAUGGCUUCGUAAAUGUGCCGCGAAUACAGGAACACAUGAUUAAGGAAUGGUAAUUUACAUAUAUGGGAUUAUAGGGGAUACUUUCCUAGGUGACAAAAUAAAAACAUACUUUAGAGGUUACCUAGUCGUAAUAAGGUCUAUUUUACUUUU
Molecule: messenger RNA, 1896 nt
Organism: Bombyx mandarina (wild silkworm)
Lineage: Eukaryota; Metazoa; Arthropoda; Insecta; Lepidoptera; Bombycidae
Biological process (GO): arachidonate secretion; phospholipid metabolic process
Molecular function (GO): A2-type glycerophospholipase activity
Source: RefSeq, a predicted model, not a curated record